This is a messenger RNA of Arabidopsis arenosa, 1037 nucleotides long. NCBI's taxonomy places the organism in Eukaryota, Viridiplantae, Streptophyta, Magnoliopsida, Brassicales, Brassicaceae. The record is from the annotation of a GenBank genome assembly.
CUAAAAAAAAGCUAGUAAGAGAUAACCAUUUCUCUCUUUUUUUUUCUCUUCUUCAAACUUCAAUUCACUAACGAGAGAAAUGGGAAGAGCUCCAUGUUGCGACAAGACAAAAGUGAAGCGAGGGCCUUGGUCGCCUGAGGAAGACUCUAAACUUAGAGAUUACAUCGAAAAGUAUGGUAAUGGUGGAAAUUGGAUCUCUCUCCCCCUCAAAGCCGGUUUGAGGAGAUGUGGGAAGAGUUGUAGAUUGAGGUGGCUAAACUAUUUGAGACCAAACAUAAAACAUGGUGACUUCUCUGAGGAAGAAGACAGGAUCAUUUUUAGCCUCUUCGCUGCCAUUGGAAGCAGGUGGUCAAUAAUAGCAGCUCAUCUACCGGGAAGAACAGACAACGACAUCAAAAACUAUUGGAACACAAAGCUAAGGAAGAAACUCUUGUCUUCUUCUUCUUCCUCUCAUUCAUCAUCAGCCAUGGCUUCUCCUUAUCUAAACCCUAAUUCUCAGGAUGUGAAAAGACCAUUAACCCCAUCAACAACAAUCCCAUCUUCUUCUUACAAUCCGUAUGCUGAAAACCCUAAUCACUACCCAACAAAACCCCUCAUCUCCAGCAUUAAUGGCUUUGAAGCUGAUGAAAAACAGAUCCUUCCCUAUAUUAGCCCUAACUAUCCUCAAGAUCUCUCUCUCUCGGACAGCAACAACAACACCUGGUACGCAAGUGGUUUCUUGCUCAACCACAAUUUGUGUGAUCACUACAACAAUCACACCAGUUUCCCCUCAAACGUCAAUGGGAAGAGAUCAGAGAUUAUGAUGAAGCAGGAAGAAACAAUGAUGAUGAUGAUGAUGAUAGACCAACACAUUGACCAGAGGACAAAAGGGUACAAUGGGGAUUUCACAUCAAGGGUUCAUCUUCUAGUUCGAUAAGCAACCUAGCUGAGAACAAAAGCAGUGGUAGCCUCCUACAACACAAGUGCUUGCCCUAUUUCUACUCCUAGUUCUUAUAGACUCUCUUAUCUUCUUAUAUAAAUAUAUCUUGGACUGACUG